Messenger RNA from Amoebophrya sp. A25, 5077 nucleotides. NCBI's taxonomy places the organism in Eukaryota, Dinophyceae, Syndiniales, Amoebophryaceae. The record is from the annotation of a GenBank genome assembly.
GUUUUUGCAAUGUCUGCGCACAAAAAAGUGUAGCCAUAUUUUGCGCAUCACUUCAUUCAGUUAAGAUAAGUCUUGAAUAGUCUGAACUGCAUGGUUGACUUUCACACAACGAACGAUAUUGAGUGCUACAUUUUGUUGUGAUAUUGUAACCGACCUUGUGGCCGUCGUGCUUCAGGUUUUCCCGCUGGGUAAUUGAAUGCUCGUAGCGCGGGAAAUCGUAGACACAGGCAACAAAAAAAAUCGAGAUUAAGUGGGGCACAUGAAUGAAUGGCCCUCGAUUGAUAUCUACCUUGUUACUUACGACAACCCUGCAUGAAGAUUGCUAGAGAAAUUAUAGUAGGGAGGGGCAGAGGUGAAUACGACGUCAAAAAUGAGUUGGCCCAGACGGAACUUUCAGUGGCCGGAGGUCGCCCUCUGAGGAUCAAUCCGCGCUUUUGUCAAGCAUCAGAGCGAUCUGGCUCGCUAGCCGUGUCGUACCGAGGCUCCGAAGUUUCGACGGAACCCGUUUUUACGCAGGGAAUUACUGUGCUGUCAACGAUUUGUGCCGCACUAGCGCUGUUAGCACUACACCUAGUGGACCAGCAGCACCUGGACCACCAGUGAGUAGGGCUCAUUUACUUGUCGUCUACGAUAACGUAGGAAGCGGCGAUCAUGACGGGUAGUGACUUCGUGGACUCUGAUCCGGCGACGGCAGAACAUCUGUCUUUGAACUACGGACCAAACCAGCUCGAGCACUUUUAUCAGCGGCUAGAUAAGCUUGGCGAGGGAACUUUCGGAACCGUGUAUAAAGCGCAAGAUCUGCAGACCAAGGAAUACGUGGCGCUCAAACGUACAACCAUAAAUAUGGGUGAUGUAGUGUGUGUAUGAAUGAACGUAGCAUCAAGCACUAGAGAGAGUUCUCGGGCAAGUCAUAGCACGUGUUGAGGUUGUGAAAGGAUCCAUGAUGUUCUAAUCCGUUCGGAAACCACUGUGACCUGGUAGCUCCUUAUCACCUCAUUUUUUUUUUACCUGGCUGGCAGUGAGACGCGACCCCCGUUAUGUGCCUCGCGCUGCACUUGAGUGCGGGGUCCGUUAAGUGCCUCGCACGGCAUUAGGAGCAGAGUCCAACAACUGCCUUGCGCGGCACUUAAGAACAGCCUCCGUUCGAUGCUUCGCUUAAGAGGUGACUGUCACUACUUAAGCGAACUCUCGCUUAAGCGGGGACCGCGUCAUCACCACUUAAGCAACCUCUCGCUUAUAAGCGGUGACAGUGUCGGUCGCUUAAGCGGUGACAGUGUCGGUCGCUUAAGUGGUGACAGUCACUACUUACGCAGCGAGUGGCAGUCACCACUUCAGCGACUUUUCAACCAAAAGAAAGCGGUGAUAUCGGCACUCAGCUGAUUGGGUAUCCACUUGAUUGGUGACGACAGGCUACAUGAAAUGAAUUAAAGCAGGUAUUGCGUUCAACGCCGAAGACGAAGAAGGCAUUCCUUCGACCGCGCUGCGGGAGAUCUGCUACUUGAAUGAGGUUUCGCAUGAAAACAUCAUAAAACUGAAGGAUGUGCACAGCUACGUGGGUAACAAAGGCGGUUAUUUACAUUUAUGAAUUUCGAUUUUUUGAAGAUUAUUUGUGUACAUGCAUUCGCUGCAUGGCGUUCCUCCGAAAUUUAUUGGAAACACGAUUUGUAAUUGUACUUACAUCUUUAUUGAAAAUGAACAAAACUUUUUUAUCCUUACGUCGUCUGUGUUUAGAGUUAGAUCUUUGUCGUAGCCGAUAGGACAACACCAGCGUCCGUUACUCAAACCAAGACGAAGCUACAAGGCGACCAAAAAAAGGUCCAAAUAAAGUAGUCACUGUCGUGUCCUCCAGGCCCCCAUGUUGUUUAACGGUUAGUUAAAGACUGUAGUCCCCCUUAUAGACUGCAGACGCAAAGUAGUUGGUUCUAAUGCACCUCGUUUUCGAAUUUAUGGAUGCAGAUUUACGCCAGUUCAUGAAGCAGCAGGCGGCGAAAAUGUGCAACGCCGCGUUGAAAAACGUCGGGAAAAUGAUGCUGAACGGCCUGGCGCAUUUGCACAAACACCGCAUCAUCCACAGAGACAUCAAGCCACAAAACGUGCUCAUAUCUUGGGACAUGCAGACGCUGAAAAUCGCAGAUUUCGGAUUGGCUAGAGCCUUUUCGGUCUUUCAAUUUUUUCAGUCCUUGUCACUGUAGCGGACGACUAGGAAAUCUUUUUAACUAAUCCACAUUAUUAUACUCCUACAUUAUCAUACAUACGAUAGAAAUCCCCGCAUAGAAUUAAACAAAAGACAGGCGCCAGUUCGGAAUUACACGCAUGAGGUUGUGACCCUGUGGUAUCGAGCCCCUGAAAUCUUGCUUGGAGAAAAGAAAUACACAGUGUCGAUAGAUCUGUGGAGUUUCGGCUGUGUGUUUGGUGAGCUCGCGAAUGACGGCGCGCCUGUUUUUGUCGGGGAUUCAGAAAUAGGGACCAUCUUUCAAAUCUUCAAGACAAUAGGUGCUACAUCUUUGAUGUUGUUUUGAGCGAGGAAGACGUUCCUAAAUUUUUGACCACCACUCUUGUGAAAUGAAUUGUGAUGCAAUUUUUUGACGAGUGCUGUGAUUAUAUAGUUAAAGAAGCUAGCAGGCUUCAUGCUUAUGCUAGAAAAAAAUCUCUACCUUUUCGAGAACACCAAGAUGCACCAUCAACGCGUCUUUCUGGUGUCUAUUAACCUGUCUUCUAUAAAAAGUUAAGUCCUUAGUUGUCAAAAAAUGGUAAUAAAAAACUGCGCAGGUAGCCCGACAGCAUACGACUGGGCAGGAGUCCGCGAGCUACCUUAUUUUUCACAAGAGUAUCCGAAGUUUCGGGCAAAACCGGUCGAGGAAUGGUUAUGCGCGCGUCCGUCACCGCCAUGCGACGUUUCGGAUCUACCUUACCUAUACAACAUGCUGCAGUUGAUAUUUAUGACUUAAGAGUUUGUAAAUCUAAAUAGUACCCCUACUAGUUAGUACCGCUUCAUCUGAAUUAUGAACAAUCGUGCAGUGAUCUCUUCACAUUGCUGACGUGUACCCCGUAGAAGCUUCAAAAUUCAGAAUUAUGAUUAAGUGCACAUUAUUGCUUUCAUUUUCUUCCAGUACAACCCGCACAAGAGGCCUGCGCUGGAGGACUUGCAGCAUCACCCGUACUUCGUCGGACCGCAUCAUGGCAGCUCAUCCUUACAAGCCAGUUGUGCGGGAGAGCGCGGGGGCGGUGCCACGGUUCCAGUCACUGGCACAGCAAGUAUAGUUAAGCACCCGGCUGAUACUUGAUACUAUUCUUGGAGGUAUCUCUACACUGAAUGGCCUCAUAUAUAGAUGCGAAACGCUAUAAAAGAGGCGCCAUGACAUGACAUUGAUCAUUGGAUACUACAACUAGUUGGGUGGGCGACCACAUGGCUCUGUGUGAGACUUGCAAUGGUUACAAGUAGGAAUCGCUCAGACGUGAAGGGAAAAUCAGUCAAGGACCUAUAAUUGUGCGCGGCCACUUCGAAGGGGUCCCAUUAUUUUCUAACACGAGCGCUGACCAGGCGAUGGGUAUGAGCAUGACUGGGCAUCACGCAGGAUCUCAGCAUUACGGCGAUAGCACAGCAGGCGGCGGACAGCCGAUGAUGGGCCAGCCUUUCGGAGGCAAUAGUCAUGGUGCUUGAGCCGCUGAUUCCGAUAGGGUGCGCCUCAUAGUGGUCGAAUAUUCAAGGCUUGAAGUAAUUCAUCUUUAGAAGCAUCUUUGUCACCUUUUUUAACAGAAACUACGUCAAAGAUGCUUUCCAAAAUGAAUAUAUGUAAGCUCUAAAAUAUGGACAUCGUAGUCGGUCCGACUAGAAUGACCUACUACAUUGGUCAAUUGAUGAAUCUUGGUCAAAUCCCAACAAUUUUUAACAACGGAUGAGUCCUGUGUAGUUUAUUUGGAAAACCUUGUUGUGUGAAGAUUUUUUCUUACUGUUCAUCUUGAGUUUCGACUUUUUUUUGUGAUUUUUUGUAUGUUUCGACCUCAUUUGAGAACUCAAAAAGCUGUGCAAACUCUGGAGUAUGCAAGCGAACCGCAAUCGAGACUGUUGCAUUACGAUACUUCUCGCUGUCUGCUUGAAGAACGACGAUGCUUCCAUUGGUGUUUUCAAGAGAUAUCGAAAAUUAUCGACCUUCUAAACAAGACUCGUUGACAUAGUAGACAUUACACCCUGUCGACGAAAUGUUAGAUUUUCUGCUGCACUAUUGACUUUUAUAGAGCUUUUGUUGAGAUGGAAAACUAAAACUAUUAACUAGAGGACGUCACUCAUUAAUUCCAAAUAUCUAUGAUCGAGAAGUUGUACAACGUAAUAUUAGUCUUUUUUCUGAACAGUGGAGUGCCCAAAAGUUGGGUUUACUGAAUAGUAUCGAGUACAUAUUCAGCAUAGAAAUUUUCCCGUCAUUCAUGAUUUGCAUGCAAUAUUUUACUGAAUACUAGUAAAGCACUACUUCAAGAACUUAUGCAUUGAUGUAGGUUUUGUUGAAUAGAGGGAGUGUGAGUGCUUUGAAAUUAAUAUUUUUGGAUUAGAAACAAACGACAAGAUGACUAAUAAACAAUCGUUUCGUUUGUUGCAUGAUUUUUUACGUAGAGUAAGUUCGGGGGUAUCUUUUUUUGUAACUAGGUAUAAAACUGUUGACCUAUGAUUUUGAGAUGUACAAGAACAGCAGUCGAACUGAAUUUUCGGUUUUAGACACUCGUAGACUUUGAGUCAUCACGGAUGGGUAAGCACUCUGCGUCUGCACUCUGCACCAUCACUGCAGCAGUUCGUCUAAGGAUCAGCACUUUUUUUAACAGGCACGUAGACGAAUUGUGUUUCACUUGCCACGUAUGACCUUAGUACAUGAACAUCGAUCUGUAAAUGCUCUGAACACGUUUCGAAGCAUCCCACUUUCCUACUUGAAGUCGAAAUGAAUCUUACCUUCCGCCAGCGUUCGUCCAUUUGUUAUAUUAGAUGGAUGAUCCCAAGCCCAACUGCUAUAUUAGAUGGAACCCAACCGAAACCUAAGCAUAAAUCUCAACAUGUAGGAGCGCAUUCUGGGCCACGGCAGUUUGAGAGAAG